GUGACCGUCUUAUAAUGUCACACUAACGAGUGUUUUCUCAAAUCCUGGACAAGAGCAUGCGGAAAUGAAGAGGAAAAACUUUUAAAAAGCAUUCAUAAGAAAAUUUAUUUCUCCAAGGACUCAGAACAGAGCUUCCUCUGCAGAGCUUUGAUCUCUCUCUUUUAUAUUUUUGAAGCCAGCAUUCAGAAAGGGAAAGUACAGUUGGGCGUCUGAACUCGUUAAAAACAGCUGAAAUGGAUUCACUCUCUGUGGAGGAACUGUCCUGUCCCGUGUGCUAUGAAAUCUUCAAGGCUCCUGUGCUUCUGUCCUGUAGUCACAGUGUCUGUAAAGUGUGUCUUCAACAGCUCUGGAAAACCAAAAACACUCAGGAGUGUCCCGUUUGCAGGAGAAGAUCCUCAAAACAGGAACCACCGUAUAACCUCGCUUUGAAAAACUUGUGCGAGUCGUUCCUGAGGGACAGAAGAGAGAACUCGCCUGAGGACGUCUGCAGUUCUCACAGAGAGAAACUCAAGCUCUUCUGUCUGAAGGAUAAAGAGCCUGUGUGCGUAGUGUGCAGAGAUUCACGGAAACACGCUAAUCACACAUUUCAGCCUAUCAAUGAAGUUGUUCCAUCUUACAAGGAGGAGCUUAAAACAGCACUGAAGUCCUUACAAGAAAAACUUAAAUACAGGGAAGAGAUUAGAGGAGAGUACAAUAAAACUGUUCAACACAUAAAGACUCAAGCUGAGCACACAGAGCGUCAGGUUCAACACGAGUUUGAGAAGCUUCAUCAGUUUCUCAGUGAUGAAGAACAAGCUACGAUCUCUGCACUGAGAAAGGAAGUGGAGAAGAAGAAUCAGAUGAUGAAGGAGAAGCUGGAGGAGAUGAACAGACACAUCUCAGCUCUUUCACACACCAUCAAAGACAUCGAGGAAAGAAUGAAAGCCAAUGACGUCUCGUUUCUGAAGAACUUUAAUGUCACAAAGGAAAGAGCCCGUGGCACUCAGCCCGAUCCAGAGAGGUGCUGUGGAGCUUUGAUUGAUGUACCGAAUUACUUGGGCAAUCUGGCAUUCAGAGUCUGGAAGAAGAUGCAAGACACUGUCCAAAACACUCCAGUGGUCCUGGACCCAAACACUGCAAGUCCACAACUCGUCCUGUCUGAUGAUCUGACCAGUCUGACAUACAACAAGACCAGGCUACCGCUUCCUGAUAAUCCAGAGAGAUUCGACUUCUUUCGCUGUGUUGUGGGUUCGGAGGGCUUUAAAUCAGGAACACACUGCUGGGACGUGGAGGUGGGGAACAAUUCAGCUUGGACUGUGGGAAUAAUCGCAGCCUCGUACCAAAGGAAAGGAGAUGCUUUCUUCAGAGAAGGUGUCUGGUACGUGCAGUACACGGGGAAAGAGUACUUGUCGCAGUCUCCUGAACAACCCGCCGCUCGCUUUCCCGUUAAAGACAAGCUCCGGUGCAUGAGAGUUCAUCUGGACUGGGACAGUGGAAACAUGUCGUUCUCUGACCCUGUAACUAACACACCACUGCGUACAUUCAAGACCACCUUUAGAGAGACACUCUUUCCAUUCUUUCAGAGUAUUUGUGAAACGUCCCCGCUGAGGAUCGUACCAGUUAGAGUGAAAAUCAGCUCUAUUUGAAGCUGCUUGUAGAUGAAGGUUUUCAAGUUAACUUUAAGGAGUGAGUUGUAUUGCCUUUGUAUUUUAGAUAGGUUAGAUAUACA
Molecule: messenger RNA, 1708 nt
Organism: Sinocyclocheilus grahami
Lineage: Eukaryota; Metazoa; Chordata; Actinopteri; Cypriniformes; Cyprinidae
Product: tripartite motif-containing protein 35-like
Exons: 6
Coding region: 234-1625 (463 amino acids)
Molecular function (GO): protein binding; zinc ion binding
Source: RefSeq, a predicted model, not a curated record